This is a messenger RNA of Penicillium soppii, 1413 nucleotides long. RefSeq lists its product as uncharacterized. Gene Ontology annotation, biological process: nucleocytoplasmic transport. The transcript has 3 exons. Gene Ontology annotation, cellular component: nuclear pore. Lineage: Eukaryota; Fungi; Ascomycota; Eurotiomycetes; Eurotiales; Aspergillaceae. Bases 1 to 1413 code for a protein of 470 amino acids. Gene Ontology annotation, molecular function: structural constituent of nuclear pore. The record is from RefSeq and is a predicted model, not a curated record.
AUGUUUGCUCCCAAGCCAUCUGCACCCGCUGGUGGACUUUCUCUCAACACCAACUCCACCAGUUCUUUGUUCGGCAACAACACAUCCACAUCCACAUCCACAGCUACUCCCGGGGCAACGAGUACAACCGGCGGUCUUUUCGGAAACGCAGCAUCUACCACACCUAAGCCAGCAGGAAGCUUGUUCGGCGCCCCGGCCGCAGGAACCACACAGCCCCAGACAACUGGAUCCAACAUGUUUGGAGCUACACAGUCUUCCGCGCCCAGCGGUGGCAGCCUUUUCCCAAAUGCAGCCGCUACAACUACACAACCUCCCGCAUCCAAUCUCUUUGGUGGAGCAACCGCUGGCGCUGGCACCAGUACUACUCAGGGUACAACGGGCGGCGGUCUAGGUGGUGGUCUUUUCGGCGGCGCGUCGACGGCCCAAUCUCAAGCAAAGCCGGCCUUUGGUAGUGUACUCGGUGGAUCAAACGUAAAUGGCUCAGGCAUGUUCGGCGCUGGCCAAAACAACACACAGCAGCAGCAGCAACAGCCUAACAAGCCUACACUCUCGCUAUUCGGUCAACCCGCUGCUCAAGGGGCCCCACAACCACUUCAACAGAGCACCAACAAUAAUACGGUGAUCCAAGGUGUCAAAGUUGAUGUCAGUAACCUACUACCGACUACAAAGUAUGAGAGCUGUGCAGAUGAGAUUCGGAACCAAAUCGAGGCCAUCGACAAACACAUCCUGAACCAAAUGAAGAUGUGUCACGAGGUGGGCGAUUUGCUACCCACAAUUGAAAAGCAGGGUGCGACCAUCCCCAACGAUGUCGACUUUGUGCAAGGCAAACUAGAGACCAUGCAACACGCAUUGGAGAACGAUGCCAGAGAUAUUGAUGGCUUGCGCAACCUUGUCACACGGGACGCAGCCGAGGCUGAGGUGGCCUUCCGUGCCAUUGAUACACUGAAACUGCCCCUGCAAUACCAAUCGACUGGCGGUGGAUGGUGGUCUGUGCAGGAUCAAAACAUUCCCGAGCGAUCCAUGCGGUCGAGUCGCAAGAAUACACUCGCCCUUCCUGAUGGAGUUGAGGGUGACGCGUCCGCGACUUCAGUCAACGGUGUCCCCGUCAAUUUGAUCGACUACUUCUCACACCGCUCCAAGGAGAUGAAGGAUGUUCUUGGGAAAUAUACUGGUAACCUCAAGGAGAUCGAAGAUCACCUGCACGGUGUGGAGGCUACACUGAACCGCCAGAUCAGCGACUUUGUCAGCUCCAAGUCCCGUGAUGGCAAUGCCGCGCCGCGGUCGACCGUGAACGAACUUGCCGCUGUCCUUUCCGAUGUUGAGGCUGGAAUCAUGGGUGUUGCUACUCGAUUGAGUACUGUGUCCGAACAAGUACAGGAUAUGUCUCAGCAAUCUGAUGGACGUUAUCAUUGA